Hemicordylus capensis (graceful crag lizard) is the source of this 3122-nucleotide messenger RNA. RefSeq names its product lebercilin LCA5 (gene LCA5). The record is from RefSeq and is a predicted model, not a curated record. Gene Ontology annotation, biological process: intraciliary transport. The transcript has 11 exons. Lineage: Eukaryota; Metazoa; Chordata; Lepidosauria; Squamata; Cordylidae. Gene Ontology annotation, cellular component: axoneme. The coding region runs from base 451 to 2622 and encodes 723 amino acids.
CUUCAUCCCCGCCUUUUCCGGUCAAAUAGGACGCGGCGAUUGGGUCUUUGGGCGGGGAUUUUGGCAAGGCAGGCACCCAAUAGGAGAGAGAUCGGGAUCCUUGCCUCCCUCCUUCCCCCAACCCACGCCCCCGUCUUCCUUCUCGUCCCGUUACCUUGGAACCUGCUGUAAAUAUCCCGACUCUGCUGCGAUGGCGUUGCGGUCCCUUUAAGCCGAGCCUCUGCAACCGUCUGGCUCGGGGCAGGGCCCGCGAGCCCCCGAGGCAGCAGAAGCAUGCAUUUUGAAUGACACCUUCUGAAUGCCAAUGUGAAACCCAGCAACUCUUCUUCUGAAUGUGGGGAUCAUGAAGAGUUAGCAAGAGCCUGCAGUUCCACCCGUGACAUUAUGAGCCCUCCCCUAGAAAAAUGAAUAUUCCCUGAGGAAAAGUCUUGAACACAUGCUGAUUUUGAAAUGGGGGAGAGAGGAAGGAGUCUGGAUUCUGGACACAACAGAAAAUCAGACAGUGAUAAAAGCAGUAAUUCCUGCUAUUCAGAUGAUGAUUCAUCCCGUGCCUCUGACCACUCGCCAACAGGAAGCUCCCAGUCUGCAAACACUGGAGCAAAAAGUAAUAAAACACAGAAUUUGAAGAGCCUGGCACAUUACCAAGCCACUAAGCAAAUUGCCUCUAAAUAUGCACCAAGCAAAAGAGGGAUCCGCUGGGGUUUUCGCUCCCAGAGCCUCAAUAGGGAUUCGCCUGCCAAAGAUAUUGGUCUUGUUACAAAAAGGGUGCUUUCUGCCAGACUGCUGAAAAUCAAUGAGCUUCGUAACGAACUGACUGAACUGCAUGUCAAACUUGAUGAGCUGCAGAAAGAAAAUAGGGCACUGAAGCGGCUUCAGUACAGGCAUGAAAAAGCCCUCCAUAAGUUUGAAGACACAGAAAAUGAAAUCUCUCAGCUCCUGGCACGGCAUAACGAUGAGAUCAGAAUACUGAGGGAGCGUUUAAGAAAAUCACAAGAAAGGGAGCAAACAACUGAGAAAAAGCUGAGGACAUCCGUGGAAGAACUGUACAAGGCCAAAGGUAGCUUGCAAAAAUUGAGAAGACUUGCAGAAGACAAGCAUCUUCCUGAACGUGAUGAACUGGCCAGGAAGUUAGCUUUAGCAGAGAGUAAGUUGGAUGACAAUGAGAAGAGAAUUAAGGAUUUGGAGAAGAACAUUGAGCUUAGUAAUAGUAGUUUUCAGAGACAAUUGCAUUCUGAGAAAAAGAAAUUAAGUGAGAUCCAGGAAGAAAAUAAAAUUCUCCAAGUGGAAGUUGACCGACUAAAUCAAAAAUUAAAGGAGAAAGAAAGAGAGCUAGAUGCAAAAAAUAUUUAUGCCAAUCGAAUGUUAAAACCUUCACCCAAAAAAGAUGCUGAUAUUACACCAAGAAAAAAAGCUGAAAAUAAGAAUACUAAAAAAGAAGUACAGAUGACAAAAGGAGUACAGACUACUGGACACUUAUCCCCAGUAGAAUUUCCUCUGCCACCAGACAUCAUUUCUGACGAUAUACCAGAGGAAAAGGAAGAAGAUGCAUAUCCUGGAAUGGAACAGACAGUUAAACAGGACUGGAAAGAACAAGCAGAACUUUUCAGGCAAGAACAAAGCAGAGAAAGGGAAAAGAGACUGAAAAGUGAUCAAGAAUUGCAGGCACUGGAAGAACGAGCUAAGAAACUGAGAGAUGAAUGGGAAAAAGAAGAAUUUGAGGGGAGGAAGAAAGAAAAUAGUCUUUUGCUGGAAAAAGAAGAAAAAACAAAGAUGGAAACAGAAAUAUAUAAUAUAGGAAAUGAGACCUAUAAUAGUGAAAAAGCAGAAGAAGAAAAACGUAAGGAAAUCCUGCUGGCUAAAAUGUAUGAAAUUGACAGAGAAACCCAGGUUAAUAUAAAGGUAGCUUCCCAAACAUAUACCACAAGCACAGCAACAAUAUCUCCUCCCUUGGAAGAGAGUAAAAGACCAUACCAGUUUGCGGAGAUGGCAGAGAAAUUACUCAAUGGUUUUCCAGAAUAUGACCAGCAUAUUGGAGUUACAAAAGGAGAAAUCCCCAAACAGCAAAAUGUAGGGACCAUGUGUUCAAGCAAUGAUUUGACCUUUGGUAGCUAUGUACCUUCCUUUGGGAAAGUGUCGGGGAGGCCAGGCUGGCUUAAUCAAAAAGGUGACUUUCUAGAAGAAAGUACUAAGGAAAAUGUAACCCUCAAGAUUAAGAGAGAGAGAAAGUCCAAUUUAAUGGAACAGCUGUUUGGAAGCAGUACCAAUGCUGUGAGUCCAUCUAAGAGAAAUGACUUGGGUCCUUUUCGGCAAGACAGUGGUACAAACAAUGGCUUUUUUCCAGAUAAAAGCACUACAGUCAAAGUACAAGAUGACAAUGAUAUUUUAUUUAGUGAAGGAAAAAGCUUUAAUCCCAAAAGGCAUCGACUACAGCACAUGGCAAGCAGGCCAGCAGUUAAGGCUCUUGAUUACUUAGAAGAUGACAUUGAAGAAACGAAUGAUGCCGAAAGCGUGUUCGUCGAGCAGGAGCAAGUGAGUGACAGCAGCGGGGCAGAACUUACUCCCCGCUUUUGCUACUCCUCAAAUCUUGGUGCUAAUUUGGGAGUCAGUGGGCAAGCCAACUGAGGCUGAAUUUAUAAAGAGACAGAGGCCCCAUUCGCACAUAACAAACCGGAGUUGCAUCGGGCAGAAGUUGGAAAUCGUGUACGUCCGAAUGCAUGAAAGCGACCUGUGGUUUCCCUCGCCAAACUCCAAUUUGAACCUUCAGUUUGUAGCUGUACUUCAAUUGGUGAAGUGUGGAUGCACAGCCUCCACAUUCCAGGGAGGAAGAUGCAGCUGUCGUAAAGCAGGGUUGAUCUGCUGCGGCGUGUGUUCCUGUGCAUGUCAAAAUACACAGAACCAAGAGGAUGCUUGUGACAAUGUGGUGGAGAAUGAAGAUCCAGAGCAGCUAGAGGAAGAAGACAACAAGAAUUUCUAGGAAGAAGCAAAUUAAGUGCAAAAAACCCUCUUUUUAAAAUUAAUUAUGAACAUCUUUCAUAUGCUGUAAUAUUAAUUAGGUGUAAGGUAGUUCAUUUUUGUCAAAAGAUUUAUGCAUAACUUGUAAUAAAAGUCACUUAUGCAAAAUG